AUCUGCUCUUUUCCUCCUUCGCCUCUCCUCCCCAUCCGCCAAACUUCCCCUACUUCUUCUCCUUUAAUCUGAGAAAUUCCCAUAUUCGUCGAUCCAUAUCGACCGCUCCUCUCCCUCCGCCAAUUGACUUGUGUCCAGUCCUUGCGCUGACGCUUUUCGCUGGCAACGCUGACUUCACAUCUCCACGUUGCGCCUCAAAUCGCCACACCAGAAACACCGACAAAGCCGAGUCGGAUCCAUCACCUCUUCCGAACACACGUCUCACUCGAACACCUCGCCCGAACUCCUGCUCGCCCCUCACCAUGGAGGCUGCUCUGCGUCAAUCUAAGGCCAUGUGCCCCUUCUUGAAGAAGGCGUCCCCCGCCAAGCUCCGCGCGCUGUCCACCUCGGCUCGUCCCCACGCCAUCCAGGCGGCCCCUCAGACGGCUGUCUCCCCUUGCGGCGGAACCAUGUCCAAGUUGCAGCUGCUCGCCCACCGCUGCCCCGUCAUGGGCAAGGCCCUGACUGUCCAGUCGGCCCAGUAUGGCCAUGGCCGUCCGGCCAAGGUUGGAAACUCGUCUGUCGCCGGCAUUCGUGCGCUGAGCACCAACUCCAAGCCUGGUCGCGCCAGCAUCCACACCAGCCGCAGCAACGAUGCCCGGCCUGUCGAUGCCCCCUUCAUCAAAGGACGUGACAGCGCUCAAAUUCCCCCGAUCAUGGCGGCCGCCCGCCAGAACGCCGUUCCCAACGUGGGCAUGAGCAAUUCUGACGCCUCCAAGGCCAAGUUCAACUACGAGGCUUACUACGCCGCCGAGUUGGAGAAGAAGCACAAGGACAAGUCGUAUCGCUACUUCAACAAUAUCAACCGCCUCGCCAAGGAGUUCCCCCGCGCCCACAUGGCUGACAAGGGGGAGAAGGUUACCGUCUGGUGCGCCAAUGACUACCUCGGAAUGGGCCGCAACCAGCAUGUCUUGAAAUCGAUGCACGAGACCCUGGACGAGUACGGCGCCGGUGCUGGCGGAACGAGAAACAUCUCUGGGCAUAACAAGCACGCCGUCGAGUUGGAGGGCACAAUCGCCAAACUCCACGCCAAGGACGCCGCCCUUGUCUUCAGCUCGUGCUACGUUGCCAAUGAUGCCACUCUGGCGACGCUUGGUAGCAAGAUGCCCGAGUGUGUGAUUCUUUCCGACAGCCUGAACCACGCCUCCAUGAUCCAGGGCAUCCGUCACUCCGGAACAAAGAAGAUUGUGUUCAAGCACAACGACGUUGCGGAUCUCGAGGCAAAGCUGGCCUCGCUGCCGCUCCACAUCCCCAAGAUCAUUGCUUUUGAGUCGGUGUAUAGCAUGUGUGGUUCCAUUGGCCCCAUCGAGGCCAUUUGUGAUUUGGCGGAAAAGUACGGCGCGAUCACCUUCCUCGACGAAGUUCACGCUGUCGGUAUGUACGGCCCGCAUGGCGCUGGUGUCGCGGAGCACCUGGACUUCGAAGCGCACCAGCAGGGCCGCCCGAGAGGCACCAUUAUGGAUCGCGUUGACAUCAUCACUGGUACCCUUGGCAAGGCCUAUGGAUGUGUUGGCGGCUACAUCGCCGGCAGUGCCAAGUUCAUCGACAUGAUUCGUUCUCUCGCUCCUGGAUUCAUCUUCACCACGUCUUUGCCGCCUGCGACCAUGGCUGGUGCCAGGACGGCCAUCGAGUAUCAGAUGGGAUACGAUGGCGACCGCCGUCUACAGCAACUCCACACCCGUGCGGUGAAGGAGGCCUUGAACGACCGUGACAUUCCGGUUAUUCCCAAUCCGUCCCACAUCAUCCCUAUUCUGGUUGGCAACGCCGAGCUUGCCAAGCAGGCAUCCGACAUGCUGCUCCAGGAUUACCAGAUCUACGUGCAGUCCAUCAACUACCCCACCGUUCCCGUCGGCCAGGAGAGACUGCGUGUCACGCCCACCCCGGGCCACAAGAAGGAGUACCGCGACCAGCUUGUCCAGGCCCUUGACGAGAUCUGGACCAAGCUCGGCAUCAAGCGCACCUCGGAGUGGGCUGCUGAGGGUGGCUUUAUCGGCGUAGGAGAGGCGGACGCCGCUGUAGCGGAGCCCCUGUGGACCGACAACCAGCUUGGCAUCGAGCAGGCUGCGAAGGAGAUCAAGGCCGCGGGAAACGUCAGCAACGGCUUCGUCGAGGCCCUGCUGGAGCGUGAGGCCAAGGCGGCUGGUCAGGCCGUGAGCUCUGCUCUCUGAUUCCGUUCCAUUGCCAGGUCAUUUGACCUGACACGUUCAACGUUGAUAUCUUGAUAAGGGGAGCUCACGGACCUAGACCACCUUCUUUGGAGCGAUCAACGAAGAUUUGCUUUGGCCACACAUCCAUGGCCUGUUGUUCUCUUUCGAUUUGAGAUGGCUUAUCUAUAUGAUGGUUGAUCUCAGUGUUGGCCGCAACACCAAUAGUUUUUUAAAAAAAAAACGAAAGUCACCUAGUGACAAAUUCUUCACCACUUUGACUUCAGUCUAUAAUCCCUGUGGUUGCAAUCCGUGUGCGGGCCGUUCGUGCAAAUAAAUGCCAUCCGAAGUAGUUACUAACUAUGGGCAUUAUACUAGUACCUAGGUUGGGGGUGCGGGUGCAUGUUGAUUCUCGGCAGGGCAGAGUUAUGCGAGUGCGGUAU
Molecule: messenger RNA, 2626 nt
Organism: Colletotrichum navitas
Lineage: Eukaryota; Fungi; Ascomycota; Sordariomycetes; Glomerellales; Glomerellaceae
Product: 5-aminolevulinic acid synthase
Exons: 2
Coding region: 303-2207 (634 amino acids)
Biological process (GO): heme biosynthetic process
Cellular component (GO): mitochondrion
Molecular function (GO): 5-aminolevulinate synthase activity; pyridoxal phosphate binding
Source: RefSeq, a predicted model, not a curated record